CACUUCCUGCUCCGCCCCCUAAACUGGGGGAACCGGGAAGGAGCAGCUGGGAGGAGCUCCAGAUGCUAGUGGGAGGCACCCAGUUGGGCCUCUGCUUCUGUGGACAGCAUUAGAGCUUGUGACCAGGAAAGACAUCCUCAACUUGGGGGUUCUCCUCAGCAGAAGUCCCACCCCCAGGAGCAAAAGAAGCAGAAGAGUGAGGAGAACUGUUUCGUUUGUGCCAGAUGGCUCUUGGGCACAUACAGACAGUGGGCAGGAAAGGCCUUGAAGCUGGAAUGGGAGUAGGGAAAGAGUUGAAUGCCGGGGAACUCUGGGAGAAAACAUGGCCAAAGAGCCUCCUGGGUGAGGAUGCCCUUGGCUUGAAUGUGCAGCGCCAGCCGUUCAGGCGGUUCUGCUACCAGGAGGCCGAGGGCCCCCGAGACGCAUGCAGCCGCCUCCACAAACUUUGCCUCCAGUGGCUGAAGCCAGAAAGGCACAGCAAGAAGGAGAUGUUGGACCUGGUGAUCCUGGAACAGUUCCUGGCCGUCCUGCCCCCAGAGAUGGAGAGCUGGGUGAGGGAUUGUGGGCCGGAGACCAGUUCCCAGGCGGUGGCCCUGGCCGAAGGCUUCCUCCUCAGCCAGGUAGAAAAGGAGAAAGAGCAGGUGCAUGGACCAUCCGUGGAGAUGUUUGUUGAGUCAGAAAAGAAUCCAUCCAAGACCUUCCGGAAUCCACAGUUCAGUACCUUCAAACAGGAGGAUCCAACGGGGGACACCUCGCCAGGCUUUGGAACACCGCUUCCCGAGUCCUCUGCUCUUUGUCCUGUCGUGAGAGCAGCCAUUAUGCAGCCAGCAGAGGCCAAGGAAGAAGGUCCUGUGUCCUUUGAGGAGGUGGACGUGGACUUCACCAGGGAGGAGUGGGAGCUGCUGGAUCUGGGCCAGAGGGUCCUGGCCAUGGAAGUCACAUUGGAGAAUUUUGGGAACGUGGCCUCUGUGGGAGAGCUUCUGACUCCCAGACCUGAACUCAGCUCCUGCCCAGAAGAAGAAGAGGACAAAAAGACGUUUCCUCAGAGCUCUGUGGAAAUAAAGACAGAAGCAGCAGGAGACGUCAAGGAGGCAGUUGAGGAAAUUAAGGGGUUCUCCCUGGAAAAAGUCCAAAAUAAACAGGCCGAAGGAGACUUUGGGAACAGAGAUGGACCACAGAGCCUGGAAGGAAGCUGUACAGUGAAGAGGGAGGGUAACCCCGUUCUUUGCCAAACAGGGGACUUCCAUGAAAUCCCAGUCCACAGCAAUCACCAAUGGACUUACUCAGGAGUGAAGCCGCUUCUCUGCUCCAAGAGUGGAAUGAUUUUGUCCAUUGGAAGGAAGGGUAAUGUAUUCUUUCCAAACGACGUUAUAAUGAAGGCAGGUAAAUGGUCUUACUGUAGAAAGUACUUCAGAUACAGACCACAGCUUCUUGUACACCAAAAAACACACACAGCACAGAGGCUUUUUGAAUGCGCAGAGUGUGGAAAGAGAUUCAGUAGGAGUUGGAACCUUCAGCAGCAUCAGAAAGCCCACAGACAGAAGAAAAUUUUUGAGUGCCCAGAGUGUGGAAGGACAUUCAAUAGGAACAGCAGUCUUCAAGACCAUCAAAGAAUCCACACAGGGGAGAAACCUUUUGGAUGCUUGGAAUGUGGAAAGAGAUUCCGUCAUAGUAGUACACUUCAGAGCCACCAAAGAACCCACACAGGGGAGAAACCUUUUGAAUGCUCACAGUGUGGAAAGAGAUUCAGUCACAGUAGUAGACUUCAGAGCCACCAAAGAACCCACACAGGGGAGAAACCUUUCGAAUGCUCAGAGUGUGGAAAGAGAUUCAGUCAGAAUUUCGACCUUCAAGUGCACCAAAGAACCCACAGAGGGGAAAAACCUUUUGAGUGCUUAGAAUGUGGAAGGACGUUCAGUAGGAGCAGCAGUCUUCAAGAGCAUCGACGAAUCCACACAGGGGAGAAACCUUUUGGGUGCUCAGAGUGUGGAAGGAGAUUUAGUUUCAGUAAUAGUCUUCAGUGCCACCAAAGAACCCACACAGGGGAGAAACCUUUUGUAUGCUCAGAGUGUGGGAGGAGAUUUAGUUUCAGGAGCAGUCUUCAGAGCCACCAAAGAACACACACAGGGGAGAAACCUUUUGAAUGCUCAGAGUGUGGAAAAAGAUUUAGUGACAGUAGCAGUGUUCAGCGCCACCAAAGAACCCACACAGGGGAGAAACCUUUUGAAUGCUCAGAGUGUGGAAGGACAUUCUGUAAGAGCAGCAGUCUUCGAGAGCAUAGAAGAAUCCACGUAGGGGAUGCUCAGAGCGUGGGAAGAGAUUCAGGCAUAGCGGCAGUGUUCAAAAGCAUUAAAGAGUCCGCAGAGGGAAGAAACCUUUUGAAUACUCAGUGUUGGAUGUCAGCGGAGUAGAAGAAGGCCACGUACCUGUUGUUUGCUUGCAAACAGAUCCAGCUUGGUUCUCGCCACCCUAGCAAGGCAACAGGACUUUCCAAAGGAAACAGAAAGAUAGGGAGGUAGCGCAUGAACGACCAAGGGAAUUUCCCAGGGCAAAAGUUUUCACAAGUCAAAGCUCGUUUGGUCAGGCAGAAAUGAGAAUGAAGACGCAACAGACCUUAUAGCCAGGGUUCCUUUUAAGAUGUGGAGCCGUGUCAGCAAAAAUUCUAAUUUGUGAGUCAAAAAUGGUGACAGCUUUAAAAUUGUGAGCAGGCCUGCAGUUUUGUUUGGUUUUUUAAAAUGUAUUUCAGUUUGCUCAUUUUUUGACAAUACAGCUGAACUGAAUGGGAGCUACACAA
This is a messenger RNA of Heteronotia binoei (common prickly gecko), 2794 nucleotides long. RefSeq names its product zinc finger protein 436-like. NCBI's taxonomy places the organism in Eukaryota, Metazoa, Chordata, Lepidosauria, Squamata, Gekkonidae. The transcript is spliced from 6 exons. Gene Ontology annotation, biological process: central nervous system development; regulation of transcription by RNA polymerase II. The record is from RefSeq and is a predicted model, not a curated record. Gene Ontology annotation, cellular component: nucleus. Gene Ontology annotation, molecular function: DNA-binding transcription factor activity, RNA polymerase II-specific; RNA polymerase II cis-regulatory region sequence-specific DNA binding. The coding region runs from base 225 to 2411 and encodes 728 amino acids.